UAAUCGUUCGGAAAGAAUAUCAAAUAAAGAAUUAAAAAGAUAACAUUAAAUAUUCUGCCAAUUGUGGAAAAAAACUACAAUAUUUUGGCGACAGUUUCCGAAGGUUUAUUUUUUACGUAGCAUCUGGCAAACCUUUUCUCUUUCGUUCUAAAUCAACAGAUCGCUGCUAGUCACGAGUUGAGUUGGUGAUAUAAGGUGUACCGAGAAGAGAAGCUACAAGAGUGAAAUUUCGGUAGGUGUGUCAUAUUUUUUUUUAACCAUACCUGUCAACUUUAUAAUUCGACUGUUUUUGGACUUUAAUCUUUCGAAACAAUAAAUAUCAAUCAACCGUGGGCCGACUCCUCUUUUCCAUUUGGAUAUUUUAAAUUGGCAGACGAUUUUUUAGUGCCUUAAAAAAAUUGUGAAAGAUGUCCCAAUAUCCUCCUCCACCCCCAUCUUACGGUGCAUAUGAUCAACCUCCUCAACCCGGUUUUGGUUAUCCUGCUCAGCCUGGUUACCCCGCACAACCUGGAUAUCCUGCGCAGCCUGGUUAUCCCCCACAACCUGGCUAUCCUCCACAGCCUGGUUAUCCUGGACAACCAACAGUAUGCCAACCUCCGGGAGGAUAUUAUCCUGGGCAACCAGGCACUCAGACUAUAAUUGUGCAUGAGAAGAAAGAUGAUGAUUGCGCCAAAGACUGCUGCAUCUGUGCUCUUUGUGCAGCAUUGUGCUUUUGCUGUUGUACCGAUUAAAUGUAAUCGGUAUCGUAGAACAAAUAUGAAGAGAAAUUUGCUACAAGAAUGCAUUGCUUUGUACUACCAUUAACUUUUUGUACCUAAAAACUUAACUGAAGGGAUUAUUUGAACUAUUGCAUGCCAGAGGUGGUGGAUUUUUAUUACCAUUCUAUUAGUUUUAUCCUAUUAAAUUUUCUCAUAUCUAAAUGAUUAAUAUUCUUAUUUCUUUUGCCACCUAUUAAAAAUCUUAUCAAUUUUUUUGUUGUUAAUUAUAUGUUUUAUGACUUGUAUAAUUCAAAAUAACUUAUUGUGCUAAUUUUUUAGUGUUCUAAAUGUGUAGCAAUUAAUGUGGAAAUCUAGUCCUUUUUUUCAUUCUUUAGUGUUUUAUAAGUAUAUUAAAAAACGCCGACAUUCUCGUAAAGAUGUUUCGUUAUUGUGUAUAAUAUAUUGUAAUUUUUGUGAAGUUUUUUUAAAAAAAAAAAAACGUUUUAUGGAAGUUUAAUUAAUUUUUGCAUUGUUCUAGAGAUAUGCAUGUAAUUUUAGAGCAUUAUUUGUGGCAACUAUGGCGCUGCGUAAUUCUUUAGAACAAAAUAUUGUUAGCUGCUUUAUUUUUGGUUGAAUACUUAAUUAGCCUAAAGAUUUUUUAAUUAAAAUUUUAAAAAGAAAUAUUUUUUUUUUUAAAUUUGAAUGUGGAAAAUAUUAUGGUCGUAUAACUAAAAUUUUGUACACUUAUAAUUAAAAUUUAGGCUAUCUGAAAUAUUGUAUUUUGAAAGGCAAUAUUUUUUCUAAUAAAAAGCUAGUGAACGAUACUUCAGGCACAUU
Molecule: messenger RNA, 1535 nt
Organism: Parasteatoda tepidariorum (common house spider)
Lineage: Eukaryota; Metazoa; Arthropoda; Arachnida; Araneae; Theridiidae
Source: RefSeq, a predicted model, not a curated record